CUCAAUUAUUCAUCAGAAUCGCUUUUUACUAUGCGACUCGUGCGACAGAGGUAUAUUUCUAGGAUUAUGUCGCUGUAUCGUGCUGAAAAUCAUUCGACUCAGGUUGGCAUAUGGAAUGUCUCGAUCCACCCAUAGAACAAGCCCCACCGGGUUUGUGGUACUGCCCUGCAUGCCCAACUCCCAUUCCAGGGCCGUCUUCCGAGCCGUAUGCUCAGGCAGCCGAAGUCGAUGUCCUCACUGCGUCUUCCCAGUUACCCGCGCGCGAAACAUCUGUGGCAUCCUCGUCUCGUUCCGUAGGGCCAGCGAACACGGGAAGGCCAGGGCCACCGCGACAGAUGAUUCCGAAGUGGAUAUAGAGAACGUCGUCACACCAUCGCGACCCGGUAGACAUAAGCCAAUUGCGAAAAGUAGACUGGCAGCCGAAAGCCAGCUUCGCUCAGAAACCGAACCUGAGGUGGAAGAGAUCGUUCCUUCGGAUCUUGCUCGCCCAAAUAAGCGUCUACGUGUCAGGCUUUCUUCACCGGUACCGCCGUCACCUAAGCCCACCAAGAUUCGCUUGCGCUUGCCUGCUCGGAAGGGCAAGGAACGCGCUGAGGACCCCGACGACGGAAAAAAGGGCAUCGUGAUGUUGGCGCAACAUCCAUCUUGCAACCAGAUAAGACUCGCUUUGAGAAAAGUCGGUCAGCUGCAGACGUAGGUCCUGUAGCCGUC
Messenger RNA from Phanerochaete carnosa HHB-10118-sp, 711 nucleotides. RefSeq lists its product as uncharacterized. The record is from RefSeq and is a predicted model, not a curated record. The transcript has 3 exons. The coding region runs from base 116 to 697 and encodes 193 amino acids. Lineage: Eukaryota; Fungi; Basidiomycota; Agaricomycetes; Polyporales; Phanerochaetaceae.